ACCCCUAAAUUCUUCUUCUUUGAAACCCCUAAAUCCUUUGGUAAAAAGCUAGCUCCCCUUUAACCCCUAAAUCCUUCUUCUUCGAAACCCGUAACCUCUAGUAAGAGCAUUCUGUGGUAAGACUUGACUCACCUUUAACCCCUAAAUCCUUCUCCUUUGAAAGCCCUAAAUCCCUUUUCUUCGAAACCCCUAAAUCCUCUAGUAAGAGCUGACAACCAUGCUGGCAUUUGCUUCCAUAUUUUUGAUUGCUCAGUUUCCAGAACGAGAAAGCAAUCGGUCAUGAUGCUUGCACAUCAAACUUGAUUCCUUUUCCUAAAUCCCCUAAAUCCUCUACAACUCUCGAUUUUUCUUCUACCAACCUUUGAUUCCUUCUUUGACCCCUAAAUCCUCUACAACUCUUGAUUCCUUCUCCUUCUUCGAACCCUAAAUCUUGAUGCAAGAAAAAGAUGAGCUUGUGUUGGAAAAUGGAAGAUUGAUGGAGGAAAAUGGAAAAUUGUUGCAAGAAAAUGUGCAAUUGAAGGGAGAGAAAUGAAUCAGCAUGUGAGUGCUUUGUUAAUUGGGUUGGUUGGCGCCGGCAUCACUUUGUCAGCUUCCUUGCAGCCUUUCGUCUCUCCGACUCAAUGUGUUACCAUUGGCCUUCUCGUCAUCAUCUUUGGUUUGCUUGUAAAAGAAGGCUUCAUAUCUCUUUCCCUGCUAGUUUAUUCAAAAGAUGGGAGAAGCAGAAAUCUGAGGUGGAAUGGAAAUGGUGCCACAUCAUCAAUUGAAUGUGGUGUUUUUCUACACGACUCACCGCUGAGUACCAAUUCCAGUUCCUCCUCGUCCCCGUCGGUUGCAUCCACACUCCGAUCAUGGAUAGCGCUGAACAUGAAAGAAUCCAACUUGAGUAGGGGGAACUUGGACCAACUCCUGGUGGCCGCUGAAGAAGGUGGGGAAAAGAUGAUCAAGGUAAAGAAAGACGGCAGUGCAGACUUUAAGACGGUGACCGACGCCGUCAAUAGUAUUCCAUCCGGGAACGCGAGAAGAGUCGUCAUCUGGAUUGGUGGUGGUGAGUUCUGGGAGAAAAUCACCAUUGAUAGAACCAAGAAGUUCGUGACGUUCUACGGAGACCCAUAUAACAUGCCAAGAAUCGUGUAUAACGGGACGGCGGCGGAUUACGGCACCGUGAAUAGCGCCACCGUGGCAGUGGAGAGUGAUUAUUUCGUGGCCGUAAAUGUUGCCUUUGUGAAUUCGGCUCCGAUACCAGACGGUAGGAGAUGUGGUGCGCAAGCAGUGGCGAUGAGAAUCUCUGGUGACAAAGCGGCGUUUUAUAACUGCAGGUUCAUCGGGUAUCAGGAUACUCUGUGCGAUGACAAGGGCAGGCAUUUCUUCCAGGACUGCUACAUUCAGGGGACGGUCGAUUUCAUCUUCGGAAACGGAAAAUCCCUUUAUCUGAACACGACGAUGUAUUCAGUUGCAAAGAAAUUCGGGGCGAUCACGGCGCAGGCGAGGGAAAAAGUAAACGAUGACAGUGGAUUUACCUUCGUUUUCUGCAACAUCACCGGCAUUGGAAACAACACCACCUACCUCGGUAGGGCGUGGAAGGAAAGACCCAGGGUGGUUUUCGCUCGCACCUACAUGGGCACCAUCAUCAACGGCGAAGGGUGGUCCAAUGACAGACACCCUGAUCGUGAUCGGACUGUGUAUUAUGGAGAGUACAAGUGCAGCGGUCCAGGCUCUGUUUCCUCUGCUCGGGUCAAGUUUGCGAGAAUUCUGAGCGAUGAAGAAGCUAAGCUUUUCAUGAGCAUGACUUACAUCCAUGGAAGCAACUGGCUUCUUCCACCUCCCAAAUUCUGAUUCCUUGGCCGAAGACAAAGGUGACCAGCGUGAUGAAUGUAAUUAGAUGUAUAAUCUCAUUGCUUGUAAGAAAAUCUAAACAGUAAAAAUCUCACAAUUUGUAUCAUUCUUUACCUUGAGAAUCUAAUUCUCAAGGUCAUUUUUGAUUUGUGUGUUUUCAGUUUGCUGUGAAACAGGGUCUUCUGUUUCUGCUUGAAAAUGAGAGUAGAAGUCUGAUAAUACGUGCAAUUUUAUUGAAAUAAUUGUGACUAAUACACAAGAUAAAUGGAUGACUUCAUG
Molecule: messenger RNA, 2112 nt
Organism: Rubroshorea leprosula
Lineage: Eukaryota; Viridiplantae; Streptophyta; Magnoliopsida; Malvales; Dipterocarpaceae
Source: the annotation of a GenBank genome assembly